GGCUCCCACAUUUCACAUCCCUGGAGUGUGCUCCUGGAGCUGCAGCAUUAAUAUCAUGGCCAGCUACAGCUGCUUUGGGGUGCACACUGGUCACAGUUUGUUUCCUAAUGUAAGCCCACUCAUAAAAUGUGAUUGUGAGAAAACAUGUCAGGUGUAGUUCACAUUCCAGUGGAGGGGAAGAGUGAUAAAUUGUGUGAGAAUCUUGUGAUGAGAAAUUACCUUGUUUACAAAAGACAGUUUUCUCACAUAAAUGAAAAGAUAACAAUUAAAGUACACCUGAAGUGGCGAUGGGCAGUAGAGUAUGAAAUGUUGUACACCCAAGCUUCCUCUCGUUGCUUCUUAAUGCUGCUUUUUUAUUUAACUAAGUGGGAGGAAGCAGAAGGUUUGUUUCCUUUUCUUGAUAACUCUUAGUCAAAGCAAACAUGUCAUGUUUGCUCCUCUGUAAGAAGGUGGAAUCUAUUGUAAUUUUCACUUUCUUACGUUAUUUCCUCAUGACUCCUGCAAGAUUUGUAAACGCUUGAGUUUCCUAACUUGACAUACUUAGGUGUCUGACUUGGAGCAUUUUGGAUUUGAUUGAAUGUCUCUUAUCUGGUAGGUUUAUCUGGCAGCUCUUAUCUUUAUUGGUGCUUGUGCCUCAUCAGCCAACAUGAUAGUUUUUCAGUGUUAUCCCCUCUCAUGAGAUUAACUGGAAAAGUGAAAUUAAUUUGUGCAAGAUAACACAAGAAGUCUGAGACAGAGGAAGGAACAACCUGCUGUCUGAGAAUGGUGGACCAUUUGAGUAUCAUCCUGCUUUUUAGAAGCAGGUCUGUAAGCACUGCUAAGUGGGGUGCAUAGUGCUCUACAAACCAGCAAUUUUCAAGAUUAUUUAAUUAAUUUAUCUCAUUUUAAGUUCACAUUGAAACUCAGUCAGUCAGGUUUCACCUAAAUGUCAACAAGCAGCCCUGACCCACAGUUGCUCACUGCACUAUACUGAUAGGAAGAUUAUCAAAGCAUCUAUGCUGAAGCAUAGAGCAACAAAAUUAGCCAAGUAUAAAAGUACCCACCAAAAAUGCUAGAAAAACUCUGUCCAUGUAGAGCUAUUAUUUAUUUAUUUACUUUUUAAUUGGUUCUUUAUAGUUAGCUAACAUUGCAUUUUGAAUUUAAGUUCCUCUGACUUCUUAAAGAGCAUAUGCAAGCAUAGAAGGAAUCUUUUUAGUGCUCUCCCAUACUUCAUUUAUUUUUUUCCCAAUAUCUCUGCCAGCAUUAUUAUCCAUUCCUGGGCUAUUAUCCCCAGAUAUAGCUUUACUAAGCAGGUGUAGCUUUCCAUCUGCAUUGGAAAAUGCCUGACGAAUGCUCCUUAUUCUGCAAUAAAGCCACAAGAUAGAAACUUCAGGAUUAUUAUUACUACCGAUGCUACAGUAGUGCCCACCCUUGAUGGUGCAGACAUGAAGAGACUGUGCCUCUUCAAGGGAAAGUGCAGCCUUCUCUGCAUACUGCCCAUCUGUCUGGUGCUGGAGAUCCUCCUGCUCAUUACAGUAGAUUUGCGUCAACCUCCACAUCGAUUUCUGAUGUCUUUCCUUGUAAUUGCUUGUACUAGCAGCAUGGGAGCAUGUGGGUCUGUGGGGAAAGACAUCUAAUUGACUAGCAAAAGCCUAGAUUUUGCAGGUGUCUCUUAUAGUUACUCAGGGCUUAUUAGAUAGCUUAGCACCCAUAAAAGUUGUAAAACGCAUUUGAUGGCAAAGAACUGUAAAAAAGGAAAAAGAAGCAACCUGCUAAAGAUCUGUUCCUUCUGCUUUGUGUUUAAUGUUUUUUCCUCAAAUAUAGAGCUUCUCAUCAGGACACUGGUGGACUCUACUUGCAGAUUAAACUGGAAAUGUAAACAACAUCCAUGUAAUCCACAAGUCCCUGACUGUAUUGAGAAAGAACAUAAGUUACUUUUGGCUGUUAUAGUUCUUGUUAACUGUAGAAUAAAUGCAUAAUCUAAGACUGCCACUCUAUUUUAUUCAUCUGAAUAUGCACACCAUGUAUUUAAAUAGGUUGCACUAUCCUUCAUUGAUUCAUCUCCAUUAAUCCUCCAUUAUUUCCUACUGUUCACCUUUGUCUUAGAAGUAUGAUGUGGCACAUAGUGCUUUUAAUCUGUAAAGUAAAAUACAAAGUAAACUCUUAAGGAAAAUAAGGGAUAGCUGUAUUGCCUGAACACAGUAAGUCAGUGAUGAAACAAAGUGUUUGUUGCUUAGAGAACAUGGUCACAAAAGUAGAUAUGCUCCCAUAAAAGUGAUUGAGAAGACUUCUUUAAACUGCAUGCUUAUUUAUUGCUGUUGUCUAAUCAUGUAUUAAAAAUCCAGUUUGCUACUUCAUGGGGGACACGUGUCAUGCAAAGAACUUCUAACAUUAUUUUUCAUAUGUCACUUAAUCAUAUGUUGUGUGAUGUUUUCUUAUUAGCAGAUUACUGACUGAGAUGCCAAAACUUAAAUUAGUUAAAAAGCAGAAUGAAUAGGGAGAAAAACUUAUUUCUAGACUGUAUAACAAUUCAGGGUCAGCUACAUUGGUUAACUUUGUGUGCAGUGGUUAACUUCAUCUGUGCCUUCUCUCUUUUGUGCUAUCAUACACCAAUUCCAACACUUUCCAGUGUUUUCUUUGAUUAACACUUUUUAGCCAAUUCUCUGAGCAGCUGUGGUAGUGAUAUAAAGGUUUAUUCAGGUCUUCUUUGUGACAGGAAAAUCAUCCUUUUAUCUCCUAUUGUAAAACACUUGGUGUGCGGUCCGUGUUGGUUGAUGCAUCUUGAAAGUGAGUAUUUAGGGACAGAGAGGAGAUUGUCCCUAUCAGUCGCAUGUAGAAGGGAUCAAAAACAUUAAAAAAAAACAGUCUUUCAACCUUUUUUCCAAUGCCAAGUGGCCAGACCAAAAAAUGUGUUGAUUCUUUUGAGUUCUUUGUAAGGUACUUAUCGGGUACUGUAAUCACAGAAUAAUGGUUGUAGCUGUUGCAGUCUUUUACUUUGGAUCAACAGUGUGUUUUUUGAAUAAGUAUUAUCAUCAUCCUCACUUAACAUGCUUUAGUUCACAUCACAAAGCAAUACUGGUGCUUUCGAAUUGAAUUCCUUUGAUAAGAAGCUAAACCAGAAUAUGUGCUUCAGAUCCUUCUUAAUGCAGUUCAGUUGCCACCACUGACUUGCAAUCCUUGGGAUCAGAUCAGAGUUUGGACGAAGUAAAACUCUUUGUAAUGUGUACAACAUAGAUGCCAGAUUCUUAGCACCGAAUACUUUGAUUUACAAAUCUAUUCUGUUUGGUAACUGUUAUGAUAGGCAUAGCCAGCCUAACCUAGAGAGCUUCCGAAAGGAGAGUUACUGGCAUCACCCAGGAGCUGCAGAGGGCAAUAGGAAGAAUUCAGUAACCUCUGAACUUGCAGAAGAGGCUUUGAUACAAAGUCUUUUCAGCCUUCCAAAUAUCACUGAUUUGAUAACAACUGGCGGCGUGAUUGUUGGUGAUAUCCACCACUACUGCUUCCCAGAGGUUAAACAGUAAAAUAAGCAUGGAAUUGGGCAGCUCGAAAUUAGUUUGGCAGUUGCUUAAGCACAAAUAGUUUUCUUAUCAGCUCCAAUACUUGAAAUUGUAUGAGAAAUGUUAUUAAUUUUGAUAUAGUCUUGUAGAAAUCUGUUCUUUCGCCGUACCAAAUCUAAAUGUCAUUUUAGUUUUUCUGAAAUUCUGACCAGAUAGUGGAUCUGGGAAAAUAAACAGCUAGCCAUGUCUGAUCAUACAAUAACCACAAGUACCUUGAAUUUAAGCAUAAGAUUCAGUGGCCAUUUCAGUGCUCACUGGCAGUUAAUAAACAGAUGACUGAAGUUGGAAGAAGCUAAACUCCAAACAGUAACAAUGGUGAUAAUACAGGGGCAAAAGAGACAUUUUAAAAAUUAAUUUAUAUGAAUUUUUUAAAUAAUCCAGAAGAAUACCACCACUUGAUUUACCGACAAGUAAAAUGUUUCACAUUUAUCAACAAUAUAAAUGACUUUGUCUUUUCUAAAAGAAAGAUUCUGAAAUUAUGUUGGGGGUAGAUCUGUGCAUGUGUUUACCAUCUUCCCUUUCUGUCAAAAAAUACAUAUAAAUAUAUUGAAGUCUUACCUACCAAGUGCCUUACCAGCUUUCAGUUUUUCAAAGGGAUUUAGUGGCAGCUUUAUUCACAGAUUUACACGCUGGCUGGGGUGGGAAGGUGGCUCUGGAGACCCUCUGGUGGGACCCCUGUGCUCGAAGCAGGGUCCUCGCAGCUGUGGCAAGCUGGGUCUUGGAUAUCUUCAAGGAUGGGGACUCUACAACCUAUCUGGGCAACUUAUUCUGGUGUUUAAUCACCCUCAUUGUAAAAAGGUUUUCUUGCAUUAAUUUGGAAUUUUCUAUAUUUUUAUGUGUGUCCAUUUCUUUUGAAUUUCUAUUCUCCUCUGUUCCUUUCUUCCUGUAUUUCAACUUGUGUUCAAUACAUUUUCACACAGCAGUGCUUACAACUAAUUGAACGAUAUGUCAGUUGCCUUAGUACAGUUAUGAUGGACUUCACUUUUAAGACAAGGUAGAGUAGGGAAGUUAACCGUUGACGAAAGGACAAAGGUUUUGGUUUAUGAUAUUUACCAUCUUGAACACCAAGUUGGUCUGAAUUCUGUCAGUGCAGCUGUUUGCUGACUGGAUAGUAACAUGGACUGGCUUUCUAUGCUUGUGCUCCUAAGUGGUCUUCUUCAGGUGGUCUGGAAUCAGCCUGCUCUGGAAACUACUGAAGUAGACAUAGAUGGAGGAAUUGAUCAAGACAUCUUUGACAUCAAUGAAGCUCUAGGACUGGACCUUUUUGAGGGAGACAUCAAACUUGAUGGGAUGCAGGAACGAAACUCCAUCAUUGGUGACGAAUAUCGCUGGCCCCAUGUCAUCCCCUAUGUCCUUGACGAUAGCCUGGAAAUUAAUGCUAAGGGAGUCAUCCUCAAGGCUUUUGAACAGUAUCGACUCAAAACCUGUAUUGACUUCAAACCUUGGGAAGGAGAGGAGAAUUAUAUAUCUGUGUUCAAAGGAAGUGGUUGCUGGUCCUCAGUGGGAAACCGGCAGCAGGGCUUGCAGCAGCUCUCGAUCGGAGCCAACUGUGACAGGAUUGCAACAAUUGAGCACGAAUUCCUUCACGCGCUGGGCUUCUGGCACGAGCAGUCACGGUCUGAUCGGGAUGACUACGUGUCCAUCAUCUGGGACAGGAUUCAGACCGGUAGAGAACAUAAUUUCAAUAAAUACGAUGAUAAAACAUCAGACUCUCUGAAUGUUCCCUAUGACUAUACAUCUGUGAUGCACUACAGCAAAACUGCUUUCAGGAAUGGAACUGAACCAACCAUCGUAACAAACAUACCAUACUUCAUGGAUGUAAUAGGGCAGCGGAUGGAUUUCAGUGAUUAUGAUCUACAGAAACUGAAUCAGCUGUACAAUUGCUCCUCCUCCCUAAGCUUCAUGGACACAUGCAGUUUUGAACUUGAAAAUAUUUGUGGCAUGAUUCAAAGUUCAGAUGAUAACAGUGAUUGGCAGCAUUUAUCUCACGUUCCUACUGGGCCAAAUACUGAUCACACUAACAUGGGAGAAUGUGAAGAUUCUGGCUAUUUCAUGCAUUUCAACACCAGUGCUGUAGUAGGAGGAAGCACAGCUAUCCUGGAGAGCAGAAUUCUGUAUCCCAAAAGAGGCUUUCAGUGCUUGCAAUUCUAUUUCUAUAACAGUGGAAGUGAAAGCGACCAGCUCUAUGUCUGGGUCAGGGAGUAUUCUGAUGCCCAUCCAAAUGGUACUUUGAGACUAAUUGAAGAGAUAAAAGGUUUGCCUGUGAAUUACUGGCAACUCCAUCAUGUUUCCUUGAAUGUCACGAGUAAAUUCCGGGUUGUGUUUCAAGGUGUGAGAGGAACUGGCUUAUCAAAUGGAGGUCUGUCUAUUGACGACAUCAACUUGUCUGAAACACAAUGUCCUCACCAUGUCUGGCACAUCAGAAACUUCACGGAUCUCCUCAACACAAGUCCUGCAGGGACAGCAGGAAAAAUAUACAGUCCACCUUUUUACUCUAGUAAAGGAUACGCUUUUCAGGUUGGCUUGUAUGUAAAUGGUACCACAGAUAACCCAUUUAAUUUAGCAAUAUACUUGCACUUGAUUUCUGGAGCAAACGAUGAUCAGUUGCAGUGGCCCUGUGCAUGGCAGCAAGUUACCGUGAUUCUCCUUGACCAGCAUCCUGAUAUUCGUCAACGAAUGUCAAACCAAAGAAGUGUAACAACAGACCCUCUGGAAUUAUCAGAUUCCUCAUCAAAUUAUUUUUGGGAUAGGCCAGAUAAAGUGGGAUCAGCAGCUUCUUUCCCCAAUGGAACUACAUUCAUGAGAGGUCCAGGACGUGGAACAAAUGCAUUCUUAACUCAUCAGAGACUUAGAAGCCGCAACUUUAUUAAAGAAGGUGGUGGUUAUAUUCUUGUAACAAUGGAAGAUAUAUCACAUCUAGUAUCAGCUCAGCCAAGUGUUUCACCCACUGGUCUAACGAAUACUUCCACUGACAGUACCAUCAGACCUACCUCUAUUGCCACCACCACGACCACCAGACCCAUUGCCACCACCAGGCCCACCACCACCACCAAGUCCACUGCCACCACCAGACCCAUCACCACCACCAAGCCCACCACCACCACCAGGCCCACAGAUAGACCUACUGCUACCAAAACACCCAUCCCAACACCCCUUGUCACCCUGACUGAAAAGCCGGAUACGCCAGAGUCCUGUCCAGACAACCCUUGUGAAAAUGAUGGUGUCUGCAUUAUUGUAGAUAGAAAAGCAGUGUGCAGAUGUCCAGCAGGGAAUAACUGGUGGUACAUGGGGGAAAAGUGCGAAAGGAAAGGCACAACCCAAGAAAAUACUAUAAUAGCUGUUUCUUCAACCAUAACAGUAUUCGUUGUUAUGCUUAUUGUCACUAUCACAACUGUGGUGUGCCUUAAAAAGAAAUACAGCAAAGGAGAAGGAAAAGAAAAAAUGGAGAGCCUGACUCUUGAAGAAAAUAAAACAUCCUUCUGAAGAUAAGGCAAUCAAGCACCAAAGACAUAAAAUUAACGUCACUGGAAAACUAUGUUAUCGUUCUUUCUGAUACUUUUAUCUCAGCUGUCAUGAUAAAGGUUUGUAUAGUCUGGAAAAUCAUCUGGAUAAAAUACUGUGCUAACAUCAGUGAA
This is a messenger RNA of Numida meleagris (helmeted guineafowl), 7171 nucleotides long. Its product is annotated as E3 ubiquitin-protein ligase RNF138-like. Bases 4653 to 7019 code for a protein of 788 amino acids. Gene Ontology annotation, molecular function: protein binding; zinc ion binding; metalloendopeptidase activity. Gene Ontology annotation, cellular component: membrane. The transcript has 15 exons. NCBI's taxonomy places the organism in Eukaryota, Metazoa, Chordata, Aves, Galliformes, Numididae. Gene Ontology annotation, biological process: proteolysis. The record is from RefSeq and is a predicted model, not a curated record.